AUGUUCCGAGGGGCCAUCAAGGUCCCUUUCCACCGUCUGGUGAUAACUGGAACCAGACUCUUGAGCUGGCACAGAGGCCACAUCAAAGGCCUCUCCUCUUGGCACCCAGGCCACAGCAAGUGCCAGCGGCACUCACCCCAGGGCUUGCCCCAGCAGGUCCAGGAGCAGCUGCUGGGACCAGCCUGGGCCUCUUCAGGCUCCCGGGCUCUCCCCGGGCUCUCGCUGUGGGCGGCCUCCCCCCACCCCAACCCCGCGGCCCUCCUGGGGGUGCUCCACGAGAGCCUCAGGACCCCGACCCGGCCUCCGGUUCGGCUCGACGCCUCUCGCUUGGCCAUCAUCUCAGAGGAUGACUUUCAUCAUACCUCCAAUUCCACCUACAGAACUGCAAGCAGCUCCCUCCGAGCUGACCAAGAGGCACUGCUUGAGAAGCUGCUGGACCACCCGCCACCCAGCCUGCAGAGGCCCGAGGACCGCUACAACGGUACCUAUAUCAUCUUCUUCAGCUUGGGCAUCGGCGGCCUACUGCCAUGGAACUUCUUUGUCACGGCCCAGGAGUACUGGAUAUUCAAACUCAACAACUGCUCCAGCCCAGCCACUGGGGAGGAGCCUAAGGGCUCCGACAUCCUGAACUACUUUGAGAGCUACCUGGCCAUCGCCUCCACUGUGCCUUCUGUGCUGUGCCUCGUCCUGAACUUCCUGCUUGUCAACAGGGUUCCGAUCCGUGUCCGCGUGCUAGCCUCACUGACAGUCAUGCUGGCCGUCUUCAUGGUGAUGACCGUGCUGGUGAAGGUGGACACCUCCUCCUGGACCCACAGCUUCUUCACCAUCACCAUCGUCUGCAUGGUGAUCCUCAGCGGCACUGCCACCAUCUUCAAUAGCAGCGUCUUCGGCAUGACUGGCUCCUUCCCCAUGAGGAAUUCCCAGGCUCUGAUAUCAGGAGGAGCCAUGGGGGGCACCCUCAGCGCCGUGGCCUCACUGGUGGACCUGGCGGUGGCCAGUGAUGUGACAGACAGCACCCUGGCCUUCUUCCUAACAGCGGACAUCUUCCUGGCGCUCUGCAUCGGGCUCUACCUGCUGCUGCCGCGGCUGGACUAUGCGAGGUACUACAUGAAACCUGUGUGGCCAACCGUGUUUUCUGGUGAAGAGCAGCUGCCCCAGGACUCCCCCAACCCCACUUCGGUGGCCCCAGGAUCCAGUGACCCCCAGACACCACCCCUUGGCCCCAUCCUGAAGAAGACCACUGGCCUGGGCUUCUGUAUCGUCUAUCUCUUCUUCAUCAGCAGCCUCAUCUUCCCCGCCAUCUGCACUAACAUUGAAUCCCUCAGCAAGGGCUCAGGCUCGCUGUGGAGCACCAAGUUCUUCGUCCCCCUCACCACCUUCCUCCUGUACAACUUUGCCGACCUGUGUGGCCGGCAGAUCACAGCCUGGAUCCAGGUGCCAGGGCCCAGAAGCAAGGUGCUCCCUGGGCUCGUGCUCCUCCGGACCUGCCUUGUCCCCCUUUUCGUGUUCUGCAACUACCAGCCCCGCGUCCACCUGCACACGGUGGCCUUCCAGUCUGACAUGUACCCAGUGCUUUUCACCUCACUGCUGGGGCUCAGCAACGGCUACCUCAGUACUCUGGCUCUCAUCUACGGGCCCAAGAUCGUGCCCCGAGAGCUGGCUGAGGCCACCGGGGUGGUGAUGACCUUUUACGUGUGCCUAGGCCUGGUGCUCGGCUCUGCCUGCUCUGCCCUGCUUGUGCACCUCAUCUAG
This is a messenger RNA of Rangifer tarandus platyrhynchus (Svalbard reindeer), 1752 nucleotides long. Lineage: Eukaryota; Metazoa; Chordata; Mammalia; Artiodactyla; Cervidae. The record is from the annotation of a GenBank genome assembly.